This is a messenger RNA of Amphibalanus amphitrite, 1331 nucleotides long. Its product is annotated as dehydrogenase/reductase SDR family member 11-like. Gene Ontology annotation, molecular function: oxidoreductase activity. The coding region runs from base 100 to 858 and encodes 252 amino acids. The transcript has 7 exons. The record is from RefSeq and is a predicted model, not a curated record. NCBI's taxonomy places the organism in Eukaryota, Metazoa, Arthropoda, Thecostraca, Balanomorpha, Balanidae.
CAGCCUCGCCAGCGCUUCUGGUCAGGGUCGGGAGCGCACUGGCCAAGGCUCAGACUCCUUUCUCAGGCAACACGUCACGAGUGUCCUGUUUUCCAGACGAUGGAACGCUACCAGGGACGGGUGGCGGUGGUCACCGGCGUCAGCUCCGGCAUCGGCGAGGGCCUGGUCAGGGCUCUGGUAGCCGCCGGCAUCCGGGUGGCCGGCUGCGCCAGAAACGCUGACAAACUCCAGACGCUGAAGGAAUCGCUCGGCUCUAAUUCAGAGCACUUCCUGCCGGUGACCUGUGACCUCACCGAGGAGCAGCAGGUGCGCAAUUUCUUCGAGCGCGUGCUGGCUGAAUGGGGUGCUGUCGAUAUUCUGAUCAACAACGCUGGCCUCGCCUUUAAUUCGUCUCUGCUGGAUGGCACCGUGGAGGAGUGGAGGACUAUGCUCGAUACAAAUAUCGUUGCACUUUGCUUAUGUACGCAGCUGACAGUUGAGAGCAUGAAGGAAUCAAACAUAUCAGAUGGCUACAUCAUUCAUAUCAACAGCGAAUCCGGCCAUAUGCACCCGGUGCCGUCAAAGUUUCAUUUUUACUCUGCUACUAAGCAUGCCGUGAGAGCUCUCACAGAGACGAUGCGGCUUGAACUGGCAAAAACUCUCCCAGGAUGCCGCAUCAGCUCGGUGAGUCCCGGCCUGGUGGAGACCCAGUUCUUGGCCAAAAUGGCCGGCCGACCCGCCGAGCAGCUGAAGGUCUUCUCCAGAAUGAAGGCGCUGGAGGUAGAAGAUGUCGUCCAGACAGUCCUCCAUCUGUUGCGGACGCCUGCCCACGUUCAGGUUCACGACGUACUAAUGAGGCCGGCUGGUCAGACGUCGUGAUGGGUCAGGCGUUAAGUUAGGCUGCUGAAACAGACUUCAAUGCUGCACUGGUCCUCUUAGUUACAAAGUCUCGCGUCAGGCAACAGAGCUGAUUUGACGGCAGGUAAACCCAUGAAAUUCAGCAUCUGGGAUAUUUGAAGAAGCGAUCGAAGCAUUAAACGAUAUUAAUGACGGAUAUAAAAAGACUGACACUGCAAAAUAAUCCUAAUAGUGGUAAGGAGGCACGCAACCCAUUGUUGACUUGUCCUAGGUAAGAACUUAGGUACUUGCCUUGUACAUGCCUUGUACAUUAAACCAUGGAUGAGAGAUGUGAACCACAGUAUUUCUCAACCACGAUUAAAGGAUGAAAAACAUUUUUAGGCAAUUAGGUGAGGGAAAGAGGAAGAUUAAAAACUGAUAAACGUGAGCGAAGCUAUAAACACAAUUAAAGGACUAGCGAAGAAACCGGAAAUAUAUUAUCGCCAAGGCCUGAA